This is a messenger RNA of Oncorhynchus gorbuscha (pink salmon), 5425 nucleotides long. It is a transcript of the gene rab11fip5a, whose product is annotated as RAB11 family interacting protein 5a (class I). The record is from RefSeq and is a predicted model, not a curated record. NCBI's taxonomy places the organism in Eukaryota, Metazoa, Chordata, Actinopteri, Salmoniformes, Salmonidae. The transcript is spliced from 7 exons. Gene Ontology annotation, cellular component: phagocytic vesicle; recycling endosome; early endosome. Gene Ontology annotation, biological process: regulated exocytosis. The coding region runs from base 302 to 3697 and encodes 1131 amino acids. Gene Ontology annotation, molecular function: small GTPase binding.
UUGAACAAUUCUGACUGCAGAGAGGGGGACGCGGAGACGCGCGUCGUUCCGUCAAUAGGUUUAUUUGCAUAGCCGAGCAUACGCCACGGUACACAUGCUGGGGCAACGAACAGUGAAGACACUACAGACAGACCGGUCAAUACCGACAACUUAAAGGAUAAAAUAAUGCCGUGCCGCGACUAGGCUGGACGGCUAGCGGUGCAUCUCUGAGAGACGCUGAGGGAAACGGCAGGGUGUCCUCCCUCCCAUUUCCACGUUUACAUUUGAGCCUGUCCUCACUCUCUGUUGUGUUUCUUUGGACAUGUCCUCGCUAAAUAUAGACUACGACGAAGACCAGAGAUGGGUUCCUACACACGUCCAGGUCACCGUUCUGCGGGGCAGGGGCUUGCGGGCGAAGGGCAAACACGGUACCAGCGACGUCUACACCAUUAUCCAGGUGGGCAAGGAGAAAUACUCCACUUGUGUUCUGGAAAAGACCACUGUUCCCGAAUGGAAGGAGGAAUGUUCUUUCGAGUUGUUACCGGGUGUUCUGGAGCAGGUUGGGGACGGGGGCGCAUACCCUCCCGGGAGCAGCGACUUGGUCCUGACGGUGAUGCACCGGGCGCUCAUGGGACUGGACGUGUUUCUGGGCCAAGCCGUGAUCCCUCUGGAUAAGGUGUUUCAGGACAGAAUAUGCAUGAAAAACGAGUGGUACAAGCUGAACUCCAAGACUGGGAAGAAGGAGAAAGAGCGAGGGGACAUUCAGGUGACGGUGCAGUUCACCAAAAACAACCUGACAGCCAGCAUGUACGACCUCUCCCUGGGUAAGGACACGCCCCGGUCCACCUUCGGCAAGAUCAAGGACCGUAUUAAGGGCAAGAAGAGGAGCAGCAAGGACACGGAUGAAGACUCCGCCUCCACUAUUGGGGGCGGCUACGGCCCCGUUUCCCGCAUGAGGAACCGGUUGCCGAGCGAUGGCGGCGGGGAGGAAGACUACGAGGACGAUGAAGGGGGGGAGGGGCGGAGGAGUAAGAUGAGGAACUUCUUCUUGCGAGGGAAACUGAGGAAGUCGUCCGAUACGAGGUCGAGCACGUCGCUAGGGUCGGAGAGUAGUGAGUCGUCGUCGAGGGGAGGGAGUCUCAGUCCCACCGCUGGGAUCUCUGUAGUGGUGUCUGACCUGUCUAACUCGCCUAGCAACAGCAGCAACUUCACAGCAGACAGCCCUGAUCAUACGGCAGAGUCGUCUCCCAAGCUGGCCUCCUAUACAUGUGAGUUCACUGACGAGUCUGGAGAGAUCAACAUCCCUGUGCCUCAGCCUGUCUGCAUCAAUGGAAGCCAUGUGUACAACACCUCCUUGGACCCUUGCCCGGGGAACCCUGUAGUACCCUUAGAUCCUCUAGCCCUGGUGAAGAAGAACCUGCCUCUGUCCCAAUCCCUCCAGAACCUCAACCAGCGGAGAGAGGAGCUCCCUGUCCUCCUCCCUAAAGGUCCCGCUGCGGAUGGCCGGCGCUGGUCCUUUGACAAGGCAGGGAAGGAGGAGAAGGUGGCCAUUGCAGCGGCCCUGGAGCAGGCUGGCCAGGGGAUGGGUGAGGGGGCCAGGGAGUCGGACAGAGACAGCCGGAGCAGGAACUGUCUGGAUGAGUCUGAACAGGCCUCGAACUCUGACUCUGGCCCGGGCGAGAAACACAAAGGAUGGUUUGGAUCAAAGGACAACCAUAACAAACCCAGCCCGGUGGUGUCACCUAUCUCAGGCUCUCACCUCAUCCCCCAUACCCCUGGUCUCACCCCCCUUACCCCUGGUCUGCUGUCCUGGGGCCCCCCUCACCUCCCUGUAGAUCCUAACUCACUGGGCACCCCACUCCAUCACACUAACCCCUUCAGCCCGUCUCCUCCCCUCAUGUCUCCCUCCAACCCGUUCCUCUCUCUCCUCCAGUGUAACCCUUUCUACGAGGAGCUCCUAGCUGACCAAGCUCUAAACCUUAACUCUGCCCAGCCCCAUCUGCCUCCCUGUUGUUCUAGCUUUACCUCCUAUAUCUCAGUAGCACCCCAAACCUGGUCUACCAACCCUAACCCCGUACCCAUCCUGCCCCCAACCCAAGACAGCCCAGUCACACCAGACUGCACUAACACUGGUAUGAAGGAACAAAGAGCCUCCCUGAAACUCCCUCCAGAAGAGAAGAGCGCCAACACUAAGGAUGAAGAAGAAGAAGAAGAAGCAGUCACACCAGACUGCACUAACACUGGUAUGAAGGAACAAAGAGCCUCCCUGAAACUCCCUCCAGAAGAGAAGAGCGCCAACACUAAGGAUAAAGAAGAAGAAGAAGAAGCAGUCACACCAGACUGCACUAACACUGGUAUGAAGGAACAAAGAGCCUCCCUGAAACUCCCUCCAGAAGAGAAGAGCGCCAACACUAAGGAUGAAGAAGAAGAAGAAGAAGCAGUCAAAACGAGCCAGAGACCGCUCCCUCCGCUCCCAAAGACUGAGACGGUGCCCUCUGCUAACUCUCCCCUCUGUGAGGAAGACAUGUCCUAUGCUAAGGCUGAGACUGCAUCAUUCUACUCUGCCACUGGCCCAGACAACAUGGCUGCUUUAGACUUGAUGGGGGAGUUCUCUGACGAUCGAUGCUGGGCCACUUGUGAUGAUGUCAUCCGGUCAGACACAAUAGAUCGAGCCACAUCCCAUCUGGGAGCCACCUGUGUUGUUAAAGAGAAGACCACAUCCCCUGAAGCAAGGAUAGACUGGCCAAUCGGCAUGGACUUAGAAUCAUAUAACUCCAAUGCACUUCUACACUCUGUCAGGUCUCAAGCUCACAGUCCACUAAAAACAGUUCAGUCCACUACUGGGACAUCUAGUGGUGAGAAGGUCAAUGAAGACAUUGAGGAUUACAGAUCAGAGGACCAAUACUCAGAACACCCUCGUUUGGAGUCCGUUGUACAUUCUCUCUCAGAAGAACACCCUCUCCAACGGUCCCUCUCAGAGGGCACAAGGAGGAACAGCGUUGAGGACCUGACUCUGUCGUUCGGCAGCGACCCUGGCGUUGUAACCCUGGGGUCGUCGUCCUUUGUCCAGCAGCAUGACACUUCUGACCUCCUCGCUACCUCCUCCUUCUCCGCUCCUUCCUCUCUAACUGCUGAACGUAACACAUCUUCCCCUCCAGCUCUCUCCUCUCUCCCUGCCCCGCCCCCUGCUACUGUGAGGUCAUCAGUAAGCACUGUCUCGGCCGCAACCCUUUUCUCCACUGCACAGCCAGUGAUUGGUGCAUCGCAUGCUGGCAUGCCCCAGGAGACACAUCCGCCAGCCAAUCAGCAGAUCAGUCCUCACCCAGUGAAGCCCCUGACCCCAGAGGAGAAGAGGCGGGCGGAACUUUCUGAGGGGCGGUCGGUGCUGGACAAACUCAAGUCCUCUAUUCACCCGGGGAGGAGCAGCCAGCCCACCGAGCAGCAGCCUGAGAAGAAAAAGUCUCUGACGGAAGGAGCUGGGCCUUACUACCACCUGACCCACAGUGAGCUGGUCGCCCUCCUCCUCCAACGGGAGGCAGACCUACACCGGCAGAGGGUGGAGUUUGACCGCCAGAGGGCGUUGCUAGCGAAGCGGGAGGCGGAGUUGAAGAAGAUGAAGCCUCAGGUUAGGGAUCUGGAGGACUACAUAGAUACGCUGCUGGUUCGCAUUAUGGAGCAGACUCCCACCAUCCUGCAGGUCGGCACCAAGCUCAAGUGACCGAGAGAGGGACUGAUGGAAUGGGGUUCACAGUUUGCUUCCAGAAGAGCACUUCAUUUCACCUAAAGGAGAUUGGGACACAUGAAGAAAACGUCAAGCCAUUGUCCCGUUAUUCUGCCACAGGACACUUUGCUUUGUUGCAACGUUAUUUAGUUGUUGUUUAGUUCAUCACACAAGAAGAAACCCCACUGUGUGCAUACUAACAGGUUAUGAGCAGAAACCCCACUGUGUGCAUACUAACAGGUUAUGAGCAGAAACCCCACUGUGUGCAUACUAACAGGUUAUGAGCAGAAACCCCAUUGUGUGCAUACUAACAGGUUAUGAGCAGAAACCCCACUGUGUGCAUACUAACAGGUUAUGAGCAGAAACCCCACUGUGUGCAUACUAACAGGUUAUGAGCAGAAACCCCAUUGUGUGCAUACUAACAGGUUAUGAGCAGAAACCCCACUGUGUGCAUACUAACAGGUUAUGAGCAGAAACCCCAUUGUGUGCAUACUAACAGGUUAUGAGCAGAAACCCCAUUGUGUGCAUACUAACAGGUUAUGAGCAGAUGAUGAUUACCUGUGGAAUGCCAAAAAGCCAAACCUUGAACCCUAAUGAACAUAUGGAGGUUUGAUUCACUGUAGUUAUUGUGAAGCCACUGUUGCUAAAUGGGUUCCAGUCUGUUGAGCUGUCAUUCCCUUUCCUUGUCAUAGUGGAAUGUCAGCACAAAGGGACUGGAUUUCUCCAGGCUAAACUGUUACAGCAUUUCUAGAUGUUCUUGCACUACCCUCCUCUUCAGAAGCGUAGAAAUAGAAUGGUCAGAACAUACAGAGCCUUAAGAAAGUAUUCAAUCUUCGAUCUUGAUUUGGUAAGUGUUGAACCCGAUUACAGCUGGGAGUCUUUGAGUCUCUAAAAGCUUUUCACACCUGGAUUGUUCAGCAUUUUGCUCAUUAUCCUUUUAAAAACUCUUCAAGCUCUGUCAAGUUGGUUGUUGAUCAUUGCUAGACAACCAUUUAUGUCUUGCCAUAGAUUUCCAAGCUUGAUUUAAGUAAAAUGUUUAACUUGGCCACUCAGGAACCUUCAGUGUCGUCUUGGUAAUCAAGUCUUGUAGAUUUGGCCUUGUGUUUUAGGUUAUUUUCCUGCUGAAAGGUGAAUUAAUCCCCCAGUGUCUGUUGGAAAGCAGACUGAACCAGAUUUUCCUCUAAGAUUUUGCCUGUUUUAGCUCUAUUCUGUACAUUUUUAUCCUGAAAAACUCCCCAGUCCUUAUCGAUGACAAGCAUACCCAUAACAUGAUGCGGACACCACUUUGCUUGAAAAUAUAAAGAGUGGUACUCAGUGAUGUGUUGGAUUUUCCCCAAACGUACCGCUUUUUAUUCAGAACAAAACUUUUGUUUCUUUACCAAUUUGUUUGCAGUAUUACUUUAGUGCCUCAUUGCAAACAGGAAGCAUGUUUUGAAAUGUGUUCUAUUCUCUACACACUUCCUUCUUUUCACUCUGUCAGUUAGUAUUGUGGAGUUACUACAAUUGUUGUUGAUCCAUCCUCAGUUCUCCUAUCACAGCCAUUAAACUCUUUUAAAAUCACAUUGGCCACAUGGUGAAAUCACUGAGCGGUUUCCUGAAUUGGAAAACCUCCCUAGUCUUUGUGGUUGUAUCUGUGUUUGAAAUUCACUUCUCAAAUUUCUUUUUAAAUUUUUCCUUUAUUUAACUAGGCAAGUUAGUUAAUUAAGAACAGAUUUGUAUUUACAA